Molecule: messenger RNA, 2078 nt
Organism: Vespa velutina
Lineage: Eukaryota; Metazoa; Arthropoda; Insecta; Hymenoptera; Vespidae
Product: organic cation transporter protein-like
Exons: 10
Coding region: 105-1682 (525 amino acids)
Biological process (GO): transmembrane transport
Cellular component (GO): membrane
Molecular function (GO): transmembrane transporter activity
Source: RefSeq, a predicted model, not a curated record
GAACAAGCGAUACGUUGAAUUUUAACAGUAGGAAAUAUUAAUUUUAAAGAAGAGAAGACGAAAUAAAAGGAAGAACAAUGUUGGAAAAAGCAUUUAAAGUUUAGAUGCAGAGAAUAUUACGAAGACCUUGUAGUAAAAUAGAAAUAUCGUUUGUUAUCGAAGUAAUAACUCGGCAUGAUCAUGUUCCAUUGGAUCUUAUUCAAGAUGCAAUGGGUGUUAUGGGUCCUUGGCAUAUUGUUAUUGCUAUAGCACUUUCUCUUGUCAAAUUCCCAGUUGCUUGGCAUCAACUCUCGAUAGUAUUUUUAGCACCUCCGACAAAUUUUUCCUGUAUCUCACCAGAAUCUUCAACUAAUGGAUCUAUGAUUAUGAAAUGUUAUGUUGAUACUGGUAAUGGGACCAUGGAAAAAUGUACUGGCUUUAAAUAUGAUAAAAGAAUAUUUCGAGAAAGUAUUAUAACGGAGUGGGAUUUAGUUUGUGAUAAAGAACAAUUAACAAAUGUUGUACAAUCGUGCACAAUGUUUGGUGUUCUUGUGGGUAAUUUCUUAUUCAGUUCGAUGGCCGAUAGGAUCGGACGUAAAAAACCUUUGAUGAUAGCGAUAGCUUUGCAAUCGAUAACAGGCGUUAUAAGCGCAUAUGCCGUAUGGUAUGAAUUAUUUCUUCUAUUUAAAUUUAUUUCUGCAAUAGCUACGGGUGGAACGAUGUUAGUUAGUUUCGUUUUACUAAUGGAAAUUGUAGGGAUAGAAUGGCGAUCGCCGAUGUCCGUUUUGUUUCAUGUACCGUUUAUAAUUGGUCAUAUAACAACUCCUCUUGUUUCUUAUUUAACACAUACAUGGCAAAAGUUUCAAAUGGCUAUUUCCAUACCGGCGAUUUUUUUAUUGUCCUACUAUUGGAUAAUCCCAGAAUCACCUAGAUGGUUACUUGCUAUCGGUAGAUCAGCAGAGGCCGAGAUUAUUUUAAUGAAAGCUGCCAGACGGAAUAAGAUUCCAUUAGAAAAUGUAAAUAGAGCCCUCGAAUCGCACGAAAGUCAAAGAUUGAUUCGGAAAACAAAUAAUACGAAUUACAAUGUCACACAUUUGUUUAAAACACCUAAUAUGAGAUUAAAAAGUAUUUGUAUAUUUAUUAAUUGGUUCUUUUGUGGCACUUGCUUCUUUGGAUUGGCACAAUACAUGGGUCAUAUUGAUGGAAAUAUAUUUAUAAAUGUCGCUGUGUCAAGUGCUCUUGAAUUACCAGGAACUAUUAUAGUUCUCUCGUUGAUAUCAAGAGUUUCUCGUUUAAAAAUAUUGAUGGGAGGCAAUUUUUUGUCUGGCUUGAGUUUACUUUUAACUAUAAUAAUAAAUCAUCCUACUGCACAACUUUGUUUAGCAAGUAUUGGAAUUGCUGGAACAGCUAUUAGUUUUCCAACCAUAUACUUAUAUAGUAGUGAAAUAUUUCCUACUGUUGUUAGAAACAACGGAAUUGGUGUAGGUAGUGUUUGCGCAAGAUUGGGAAGUAUAAUUGCACCAUAUAUUGCUACUGUGAAUAAAAUUCAACCUUGGUUGCCCCCUGUUAUAUUUGGAACAGGACAAUUAAUCGGAGCUGGUCUCUGUUUGUUAUUACCAGAAACAAUGAAUUGUGAAUUACCUGAGACCAUUGAGGAUGGUGAAAAUUUUGGAAAGAAAAUAUCUACACAAAGUACGUCUUGAAAAUAUUGCAAUACUUGAAAACUCGAUUAUAUAAUAAAAUAUGAAUAUAUUCAUGACGAAUAUUUUAAAAAAUAGAAUAGUUCUGUUAGAAAAAUAUUUAUACAAAAAUAUUUAUAUUCAUGUAUAUUUAAAAUAUAUUUGUUAAUAUUUCUUACUCUAUAAAAUGGUAUAUAAUUUUACUAGCAACAUUUCAGACAAUAUAGUUACAUUUAAAGAUUUUAUUUUUAAGCAUUUAAAAAUAAUCAUGUUUUUUAUUUAGCACCUGAGUUCUAUUAUCUUAUUAGAAAAAUGUAUAUUUAUACUAAAUUGUCAUAUAUGAUGUUUUUUUAUAGAUUACAUCAUUGUGUAUGUAAUUUACAAUAUUUUUUUUAUAAAUGACAUGAUAUUUGAUGCUAC